AUGGCGUCCAAUGGUAAUGGUCGCUACCAUGCUGCCUCGCCCUCCAGUUCUCUUUCCCCUUCACACGUCAAGCAGAUGCCAACAUCACCUCACAAGCUCAUGAUUGGUGUUCCACCAGCAGCCACACCAAAUCAGUCCGCUCCUGCCAAUGGCACCUCCACACAUCAUCCAAUGCCGCCAGAUCCUGUCGCCCCAGCGAACACCAGCGGCAUGAUUGUCGACACAAAAGGCAAGCAGAAGCAGAUCGAUCUCAUCGAGCAGAUUCCUCUGGCACAGCUGGAGCAGGAACUACCACUCGAAGAGGCCGAUCUCGUCUCUCUUGCUGCUCUUGUCGAAAGACUCGCCAACUACGGCUAUGAAUCGCUCCAGAACCUUGCCGAAACGCUUCCAUCCUUGCCCUCUUCAUCAAAGCGCGCAAAAAUCUUUAACACUGCCCUCGACGUACGCAAGCAGUUCAUCAAGCUCCUUGUGCUUUCGCGCUGGUCAAAAGAUGUCGCCGAUCUUCAAAAGUCGAGAAACAUCAUCGCCCUCCUGUCCGAACAGCAAUGGCAGCACGAAGACGUCUUUGCCGGUCUUACCGACAUUCGUAAAAUCCUGCCCAAUGCUCGCAUGCGCAAUGCCGACCUUCCCACCGCCAUUGACGUGCUUCAAACCGGAACCUAUCGCAGGCUUCCUACGAGCAUCAAGGAUAUGGCUGUGGCGCCCAAGCCAUUCACCGAUGACCAAGCGCUGACCAUCGUUUCGCGCCUCGAGGAUGCCCUUCGAACCCGUAUGGCUUGUCGCGAGCUCGUUCCUGCGCCGCUCUCCAAUUACUCAAUACGAGAUGGCAAGGUUCACUUCCGCGUCCAAGGGUUGUUCGAAGCUCAGCUCACGGCCAGUAGCGGCGGACAGGACACCGAAGUCGAUGCACACAUUCAAUCUGGCCUGUCCACUGCUGACACGCUUGCAACGUCCCCAGACGAUGACAGAUGGUGGCUCCUCGACCUCAGCUUCGACGUCACGCCGACAGGCUCAGGUGCUGAAUCGAGCAAUCGCGUAUACCCACGCAAGCCCAAAAAGGCCUACCGAGAGCGUCUUCGUCUCUGGGGAGACCAGGAGCUAGCCCCAAGAUCGCAGUCUGAGGAUGCAGACGAUGCAAAAUCGACAACAGGAACAGUGGAAGGAGCGACAACUGUAGAGGAUUCAGAUACAAAAGCAGUCAGCGCGGAAGAAACAACGGAGGCAGCCUUGCCGACAACCGCGGAACAGGAUGACACAGCAGCAAUCAAGGUUGCGGCCGAACGAGAUGCACCUCUUCUCAGGCUCUUUGCCUUCUUGCAAGAGCGCUCGUUGCAUUACCAGAUGCACAUCUUGCAGCACCAAGCCUACGAGCUCUGUCGGCUCAAUUGGGGUUCGAAUUUGCGCAUCGAGACGGGAGAGCGUCCCAGACGACUCACUGUUCACUAUUGGACGCAAGCUCAAAAUGCGGCUGAUGCAACUCAGAAGGUUGAAGGACCUGCCGUGGGCGGAAGCAUCCAGAUCACCCUUGUCGACCUGCCUGAUCAGGCUGGUGCGUCCACGACGCUCGCUGCCUUGUUCGACCAUGACAGCGAUGCUAGCGAUCCAGCGCCGGACGCAAAGUCAAGCCUCGCGACGGUCAAGCGAAGAGGCCUGCAGGCCACCUGGAAUGCUCACUCGAGCAUCCUUGCCGACUCAGAGGCUUCCGAUCUUGUCGUCUCCCCGGACAGUCUCGACAUCGAAGCGCUGCUCAGCUUGGUCAUCAAGCGACACACUUUGGCCUUACUGCGCAACCUGCAGCGUCGCAUCCUCGUCAGCGACCACCCAGUCUCUCGCCUGCUGCGUCCCGAGGAUUGCGCACUCUGCGUCGAGCACGCCCAGAGAAAAGGCGACGAGUUCUCAACGGCAACAGAGGCUAGUAGCCUCAGCUUCCUUCAGAUUGUCCUACACGCAAAGAAUCGUCAGCGUGUCGCCCGUUCCACAUCGACAACCGCUGCUGCAUUGCCUCCUCUGCGACUCAGCGUCGACCCUGUCACGGGCCGUGUGCUACUCGACUCAGAAGCAGCGACCGGUUCAGACUCAGGCGCAUCUCAACAGCAGGCUGCGAGCUUCACAGCCUCUGCUUUGGCAACUCGUUCCACUUACGCUCGUCUUGCCGAGUCGUCCGAUCGCAUCAAUGUCUCGAUCGACGCCCUGUUCGAUGUGCUCUACAAUCUCGAUGUCUUCGCUCGCGUCGAGGAGUGGGAGAGGAUGGCUACCUACGUCGGCCUUCGCGCCGUCCGCAAGCUCAAUUUGCGGCCGCAGGACUUGGCCAAGCUGGGUGCGACGGCGUCGAUGCCGCAGGAAGCGGCACCGCAACUCUUCAUUCCUUUGCGCAACAGCUUUCCGGGCUAUUUUUUGGCGCUGCAGCCUUCAGAGCUAUCGGGCGUCAGCAUCGCUUUGGUCUAUGUGGUGCAGAUGAUGGACGCUUUGGGAGCGCCAUCGCUGACUCUGCAGUCGAUCGAGUGGCUCGAUCGUGCCAAGAUCGACGCCGCUUCCAAAGCUGGAAGCGAGGGCUCGGACGAUGCCUUCGAUUUGGGCGCUGAAGUUGGGUCGAAGCGCAAAGCUCCACCGGUCGGCAGUCAGACCGCAGAAGUCGAUGCCAGCUUUGGCAAGAAGGAUCUCACCAUGGAAGAGCUAGCCAACGUCCAUUCUUACUGCAUCGCCCUCGUCUCGUACUUCCGCGUCGAGCAACAGCUGCGGAUGCGAGGCAUUCCAUAUCUGCAUGUUGGAAGCAACACCUCGCGCUCGUCCCCACCUGCCAAACGACAAAAGCGACUGUCGCCGGUUCGAUCUGCCCCGCAGGCCGCCGAGGCACAGGACGACGGUCUGUUUGAAGAGCAGGAGGGUGGCGAAGCAGCUCUGGACAGCAUUGCGACCGACCCCGCCGAAAAGUCCACAGAGGACGGAGUGGACGGUGUCGCUGCGCUCGUCCCAUCACUCUGCCUCCGUGCCACAGACCUGCUCGGCCCGGCCAAAGCGCACCUCACCAAGCCCAACGUCUCCCUUCGCGUCUGCCACUGGAACGACAGCGACCGCUCGUGCGUGCAGAUGCACAUCAAGCUUCGUAUGAAGUCGCGCCGCUUCCGUCCCUUACACGAGAUCGUCUCGUCCGCACCCACCGCCGAUGCGCACACCACAUCUCCCCUCACCUGGAUCGAUUUCGACAACGAGACUUCGCUGCUGACGCUCUCGACGCGCGACCUGGACAACUGCAUCCCGAUCUUCUACGCGCAGUGGGAGCGCGUGAUGCGGAUGGUGCAGCUGACGCGCGAGGUGCUCAACGCGAGUCGGGCGUGGCAGCUUCGUGCGGUGCGGGAGGGACGGAGCUGUAAGAAGCCCGACGAGCUGGUCGAGCUGCAGCGCUUCGAGUUUGAUACACUUGUCGCGUCCUACGGCACCAUCGACCGUUAUGGGGAGGAGCGGAAGCUGGUGGUUCGGGUGCGGUGGCAGGAUGCAAAGGUGGAGAUGCAGCCGUUCACCAACAUCCCCGUCACCCAGAUUGGCGGGUACACGCUCGAGUUCGGCUCGAUGGCCAAAAGCGAUGGCUUGACGGAGGAAGCGUUCGAUGACGCCCACGCAGCGGCGAACCCGCACAACGUGAUGGCAUUCGAAUUGCGACGCACCGUCAAUGUCUCCGCCCGCUCUGCGGCGAUCAGCGCACCUACCUACCCCAACGCAGAACGUCUCGUGUGGAAAGGAUUCUUCAAGUUGCUGCAGGAGACACUGCCGCUGGUGCGCGAGAUCGCCCCCUUUGCAUCCGCGUCUUUGUCGGACCCCACGGUGCCCGAGGUGGAGAUCAAGAGUGCCACGUGGGUGCGAUUGCGCUUUGCGGAUCGAUAUGCGGUGGAUGUGCAGUUGGCCACGAGGGCGAGGUUGGUUGUUUCGGAUGCGAGUCGGGCGUUGUUUCGCAGCGAAAUGGCGACGACGGAGGCAAAGGAGGAGGAAGGGUUGUUCGGCGGAUCGGAUUUGCUCAACGACUUGAUCGCGGGCAAAAUUCCUACUGCGGCAGAGAAGAGCACCGUGACGGUGACACCGGUCGAGUCGACAGCAUUGCAGUUUCAGCCGAUCCCGAACAUGGAUCUGCUGAUGCAGAGGGUUGCGACAGCGCUGCAGACGGGUGAUGCAGCGAAGGGGAAAGCUGGGAUGAGAGGCGUGUGGGAUUUGCGUCGGGCAUUGCUCGUCUCGCUGACGCCAGCAGAGGCAGGGGGAAGUGGGACUGUGCUGCGCAGGCUCAUUCCGAUGCUCGUCGAGGCGGUCGUGGCCGAGAUUGGUCGGUAG
Kalmanozyma brasiliensis GHG001 is the source of this 4317-nucleotide messenger RNA. RefSeq names its product Mediator complex, subunit Med14. Lineage: Eukaryota; Fungi; Basidiomycota; Ustilaginomycetes; Ustilaginales. Bases 1 to 4317 code for a protein of 1438 amino acids. The transcript has a single exon. Gene Ontology annotation, cellular component: core mediator complex; mediator complex. Gene Ontology annotation, molecular function: transcription coregulator activity. Gene Ontology annotation, biological process: regulation of transcription by RNA polymerase II. The record is from RefSeq and is a predicted model, not a curated record.